GAAAGAAAUCUCCCUCCCGUUCCCUUUCCUCCCCCGCUCCGCCUUUCCCUUUCCUCCCCCUUCUCUUCCUCUCUCCUCUCCUUGGGGGCGCGGCGAGAUCGGGCGGAGGAGCCCUACCGCCCCCCCUCGCCGCAGCGGAGGCGGGUGCUCAGCUCCGCGGAAGGUUAGAGGUGCGGGGCUGCGUUUGGAACCGGCGGUGGGCGCGGGAGAUCCGGCCAGCGGGGAUGCAGCAGGACCAGCGGAACAAGACUUCUGCAGAGGUCGACUUCUUCACAGAGUACGGGGAUGCGAACCGGUACAAGAUCCAAGAGGUCAUCGGCAAGGGAAGCUACGGGGUCGUCUGCUCUGCCAUCGAUCUCCACACUCGGCAGAGGGUGGCGAUCAAGAAGAUACAUGGCAUCUUCGAGCACGUCUCCGAUGCCGCGAGGAUCCUCCGCGAGAUCAAGCUUCUGAGGCUCCUGAGGCACCCUGACAUUGUCGAGAUCAAGCACAUUAUGCUGCCUCCCUCGAGAAAGGACUUCAAGGACAUUUUCGUUGUUUUUGAGCUCAUGGAGUCCGACCUCCACCAAGUUAUAAAGGCCAACGAUGACUUGACCAAGGAGCAUUACCAGUUCUUUCUCUAUCAGUUACUUCGGGCCCUCAAAUACAUUCAUACUGCUAAUGUUUACCACCGUGACCUCAAGCCCAAGAAUAUUUUAGCAAACUCUAACUGCAAAUUGAAAAUAUGUGACUUUGGACUAGCCCGAGUCGCAUUCAAUGAUACCCCAACAACAGUCUUCUGGACGGAUUAUGUUGCAACAAGGUGGUACAGAGCUCCGGAGCUCUGUGGAUCCUUCUUCACCAAGUAUACACCAGCUAUUGACAUUUGGAGCAUUGGAUGCAUAUUUGCUGAGGUGUUGACAGGGAAGCCUUUAUUUCCUGGUAAAAAUGUUGUUCACCAGCUAGAUUUGAUGACUGAUCUUCUAGGUACACCAUCAACGGACACAAUUUCUCGGGUUCGGAAUGAGAAAGCAAGAAGGUACUUGAGCAGCAUGAGAAAGAAGGACCCUGUUCCAUUUUCCCAGAAGUUUCCCAGUGCAGAUCCUUUGGCACUUAAACUGUUAGAAAAACUAUUAGCGUUUGAUCCAAAGGACCGUCUGACAGCAGAAGAGGCAUUGCGUGAUCCAUACUUCAAAGGUCUUGCCAGGGCUGAAAGAGAACCAUCCUGUCAGCCAAUCAGAAAAGUGGAAUUUGACUUUGAGCACAAAAGAAUGUCAAAGGAAGAGAUAAGAGAGUUGAUAUUCCGCGAGAUACUGGAAUAUCACCCACAACUGCUGAGUAGCUACAUUAAUGGCACAGAGAGGACAACCUUUCUCUACCCAAGUGCUGUUGAUCAAUUUAAGAAGCAAUUUUCUCAUCUUGAAGAGAGUGGUGGUAACGGUCCAUCAGUUCCAACGGACAGGAAACAUGCAUCCCUUCCCAGGACCACUGUGGUUCACUCGAAUCCAAUUCCUGCCAAAGAACAACCUCUUGGUGCCUCAUCAAGGGUUAGACCAGUCUCUGAUGAUUCAUGUAAGAACCCUUGGGAGAAAGGAAGUGGUCCUGGAAAUGUUCCCAGGACAUCUCUGACUCCACAAGGGCUGCAAGCACAAGCAGGAUCAGUAAGAGUUAAUGGCCCAGUGACGGAUUCAAGGUAUCCUCCUCACCAACAGAUCCCACAAGCAUACGGUUACCGCCAAAUGCCUGCAAGGUUGGACAGUACCAACCCAUCGCAGGCCAUGGGAGGUUACACGCUGCAGUCGCAGAAGGCCUAUGCUUGUGCAAACGGCAAAGGCUCGCCUGAUGUGGCCGUGAACAUGAGAGCUCCCCCCUUCCAUCUCCCAGCUGGACCAAAGAAGAACCCAUUAGAUAGGAUAGCACCUGACACCACCGACAUAUACACAAGAUCCCUGAACGGCAUCGUCGCCGCCGCCGCUGCAUCAGUGGGCGCUGGCGCUGGUACUCACCGAAACAUCGGCGUUGUGCCAUCUGGCAUGUCAAGGAUGUAUUAGCUGCUGCUGAAAUGCUGGCAAAUCCUACCUAGCCUUGUGGCCACAGCUUCUCCGGGACUAGCCGGCAAGGCUACAAGGAGUGGGCAUGUGGUGCAAGGAGUGAUUCAUAAGAGGUGGUCCCGUGGUCUUGGACUCCUGGACAUGUUCUUAGGUCACGUGUUGAGGCGGAAAAAUGGCGCCAUUUUGCGCACAACUGAAGGUUUGAUCGAUUCAUUUGAUUCAAUUGAAGCUAAUGUAUUUGCUAAUAGUAAAAGGACGCUGAUCCAAGGGAAAGGCUGGAGAAAUUCUGACAUAAAUGCAACAUAGGCCGUUGGCCGUUGCAGUGGGACCUGAGGGCGUGUGUAUACAAUGUAUUAUUCUCGUUUUAUCGACCGUCACAUCUGGUAUUAUCAUGCUAUCAGCCACCUUUAAUCUUUAUCUACCACAACAGUUCAAUA
Messenger RNA from Zea mays, 2467 nucleotides. RefSeq names its product putative MAP kinase family protein. The transcript is spliced from 10 exons. Gene Ontology annotation, molecular function: ATP binding; MAP kinase activity. The coding region runs from base 225 to 2030 and encodes 601 amino acids. The record is from RefSeq and is a predicted model, not a curated record. Gene Ontology annotation, biological process: protein phosphorylation. Lineage: Eukaryota; Viridiplantae; Streptophyta; Magnoliopsida; Poales; Poaceae.